Messenger RNA from Cuscuta europaea, 7517 nucleotides. Lineage: Eukaryota; Viridiplantae; Streptophyta; Magnoliopsida; Solanales; Convolvulaceae. The record is from the annotation of a GenBank genome assembly.
ACUAUAAAUAUGGUUCGUAUACAAGUGAAAUUCCACAAAACAACAAACUUCAUGGGCGCUUAGGGAGAGAGUUGUGUGAGCACAAGAAGUGCCAGCCACAAUUAGAGUGCAGAGGAUCGAAAUCUUUCUCCAGGACAACCGAGCUACAUGGUUCCUUUUUCCCCUACACAGAGUGGUGAGUGCAAGCAAUUUAGGAAUUAUAAAUGAAAAGGGAAGUUGGUAGUCAGCAAAACAAAGGUAAUACUAUGGAUUCAUAACUUAUAACAUUAAUGUUACUUUUUGCUGGAACAUCAAAAACGGACCAUGUCUUAUAAAUCAUUGGGAUGGGUGGAUUCAUAUUUGAAUCUAAAUUAUAUACAACUGCGCGCUUAUGCGGUUACUUAAAAUGAACCGUGUGUAAAGAACAUGUAAUACAUGCAGUGGGACGAAACAACAUCGGUGUGAGAUCCUCCAUUAUCACUCAGCCGUUGUCACCAACGCUAUGAUCGGAAAAUGACAACAUUGGAAUGGAUUUAAUUGGGCCGGUUAAAAUUGGCCUGUACAGUGUGAUAGUUGUCAAGUGUUUAUAAUUUUAUUAUGUUAGUUAAUAUUUCCUCCGUCCCGAAAUAAUUGUCCUGCUUUCCUUUUCGGUCCGUUCCGAAAUAAUUGUCCUACUUUGAAACUUUCCUUAUUUGGUAAACAAAUCUAUAAAAAAACAGUAUCAAACAGUGCAAAACAGUGUCAACCAGUGUCGCCACAAGGCCAAACAAUGUCGCCACAGUGCCAAACAGUGUCGCUACAGUGCCAAACAGUGUCGCUACAAUGUGAAGUCAACUUCAUUUUCUUAAUCUAUGUGAAGGUCAAAACUAGACGAUUAAUUCGGGACAAAGGAAGUAAUAUUGUUUGUUUGUAUAUUAAAUUAUAAAUUUCUGUGAUUUUAAGAUAUACGGGGUAUAAAAUAUGUAAAAUAGGUUUAAUUUUGUUAUUCUUAAUUAUAUUAAUUAAGAAUUAUCAAUGUCAAAAGUAUUGCUAGCUACCUCCGCCCAUCUUAAAUAUUUUCAUUAUAAAACGACACGAUUAUUUAAACAAUAAUUAAAUUGGGUUAUUCGAUCAUAUUUUCAAAAAUGGUUUUGAUAGGUAUAUACUAGAUAUAAUAUAAUGAGGUGAUUGAAUGAAACGGAGGGAGUAUUAAUUUUUUCUAUAUUAUACUAUCAUAUGAUUACAUUAUAAUAUAAUGUUAUUAUUGCUAUUAAUUGUUAUAACUAUUGACGUUGAUUAUUAGUAUAUACUAGUAAGAAUCUAAAAAUAUUUAGAGGUUGUCCCGACAAUGUUUUUUAAAUUAAACUCAUACAUUUAAAUUUGACUAAAUUUACUAUAAGUGUAAGUUCAUGACCACUAGAAUUUAAAAUUGAAUAUAUUUAUGGUAAGUCUAAGUCACUAAUAUAGUUACUCGGAAAAUUUUAUUAAAACAUUUUCUCAUAUCAUGAAUUAUUAGAAGUUUUUUAUGAUCUUUUUUAUUCAUGUUCAUUAAGAUAUCAUGAAUUUUAAUACGUCGCAUAUGUUGUUUAUAUUGACGAGAAAAUUGUGAUCCAAAUCACACAAAACACAUUCAAAACACAUUCGACGUCAUGAUAUAACUGAAAUAGUUUGUUCUCGCAAUACAUCAAAUGAAGAGACACAUUUGUGUAAUGUGUUACUGGAUAAACCAGGCGGAACUAUUUUAUGAGAUUUUAUAAUUUUUUGUAAUCUCUUAUUGUUUUGAUUAGAAAAUUGUAUUAUUAUGUAAUAAUAGUAAUUAUUGUUAUUUUAAUAUUCUUAUAUAGUUACGAAUUUGUAUUAUGUUAUUAUGUUAUCAUAUACUAUGUUAUCAUAUACUAUGCUAUAAUAUACUAUGAUAUUAUGUUAUUAUUAUAUAUUAUUAUAUUAUAAUUAUAUUAUUACAUUAGUGAGAUUAAGGGUGUGGAUCAUUAGUGUGUUAUACUACGUAAUAUAUUACUACCUCUAUCCCGCUAAUAUUGGGACGGAAGGGAGUGAUAUGGUUUCUAAAAAAAGUAAAAUUAUGUGGUUGAUAAUAAAGUGAUAAAGUGGGGAUAAAGUAAGAAUAAAUUACAGCUACACAAUGUUACCCUAUAUGGUAUUAGACAAAAUUAGUGGGACGGACGAAAAAGCAAAAAUGAGACAAUUAUAGAGGGACAAAGGGAGUAUGAUAUUAGUGUUUUAGUAUAUUAGUAUUGCUAAAAAUAUUGAUCAUACUUUCAAUGUUGUUUAAAAUCAAUGUUGUUUACAAGGAAGUGUUUCGAAAUGUGUAGAUUGUAGAAACUUUACGGUAACAUUUGUUUAUUUGUGUUUAUUCUAAAACAUGCUCACUACCAUUGCAUGAGUCCUACCUAUCCUUUAUUUAAUUACAAUUUAUUAUGUAUAUUACGUAUUUACUAUUUCCAUGCUUUUAUACAUGAAUUAAUAAUUUAAUCCUUAUUAACAAAUAAGGACAUACAUCUAUUACUUUAUUCAUGUCCCGUGCAUCGCACGGGUGAGAAUCUAGUUUUGAAAACGCCAGGCAGAAGAGACUUGCUGCUGGAAUCCACAGGCCUCCUCCACCACCAAAAGGAACCAAGAAGAAAACGUCCAACUUCUCUUUUAAUGAUUGGAUGAAAAGUGGGAUGUCAAGGCCUGACAGAGCCCAGUUCAAACAGAUGAAAAAGCUCAUGACUCCUCUACAACAAGAGAACCUUUUCAUGGAUAUUGAUGGACUUGUCCAGAUCAAUCAUGGAGGAUCCAUUCAAGAAGCUGAAGCAUGGUGGAAAAUGAAAGUUAUCCCAUGCAAGAAUAUAUCAGAAGCCGUGCGAAACUAUCUGGAUUGCAAUCUUGAACCUCACUGGCCAGAAUACCAGAAACCGAGGAACUUAGCCUCCAUUAGAGCUAGAGUUAAUACAGAACUCAAGAGAAUCGAUGAAGCAGGAGAACAGCUUCAGGAGUGCCAAGUGCAAGAAUUUUCUUUCUUUCCUAGACAUAUUUUAUGUGCUGUUCUUGGAUUACUCUAUAGGAUGAGAUCAUAAUUUCCAUGGGAAGGGCAUGCGUGGAAAGGGACAGUGGAACAAUAGAGGUGUAUUUUCAGGGAGAGUUGGAAUUUUACUGAAACAAUAGAAAACGGAAGGAAUGAAGCGGGUCAGAAAAGAUGUGAAUAUGGCACAAAAGUUGGAUAAAGAAUAAACAAUUGCUUUUAAACAUAAACUCAACAUGGUUGCUUAUAACGGGUGAUAUCAAGGUCUUGAGUCAUACUCCUCUCCAUUUCCUUCUCUCCAUUUCACUCUAUCUCUCUCUUUAAAAAUAAUAAAUAAAUCCCAUCGUUUAUUUUUCCUUACCCCACCAUUUCCCUUAUUCUCUUUGUAUCUCUCCUACCUUAAAAGUCCAGUUACCGGAGAGGAGCAAAAUUCAGGUAGAAGAGGAGUUCCCUACUUUCGGCUUUGAAAAAGAUCACUGGCCACCAAUUAGUGUGACCUGCUUUGGAGAUGGAGCCUACUAGCCUAGAAGUGGUGCUAUGUGCUAAGAACUCUGUUCCAUUGAGUGGAACCGUAAGCAAAGCAUGUCCUGGCUCCCUUGAUUCCUUGAAUUGGUCAAGGUUUGGUUUUGAAGAACAUUUUGUUAACUUGUAACAAUUUGCUGCCUAGCUGGUAAUAGAAGGCUGUCUUCUCUUCAAGAGAGUACCUUGAGUGAGCUUGUGUUUGAUUUUCCGGCAAUCUUUGUUUUGGCCCAGUGAAGGUGGUGUUCGAUGCCAUUGGUAGAAAGUAGAGACUUUCCUCCCAAGUUUGUACUUGUGUCCCUAUUUGCCAUUAUCAUACGGAGUAUCUUUUUAUUGCUUGUCAUGGUUGUGAUUAUUAUCAAUAUCAUUAUUAGUGAUAGGAUAUUGAGGUCUGGCCCAAUAUGGCGGCCCAAAAUAUCCCUAAAAGCCCAGGCACUAGGGAAAGCCCAGAGGUCAUAGAUCUUGAACGGGAGUUCGGCACAUUCUCAAGGCCCAAAAUACAAAGGAUAGUCCAGAAGAGAUCAUUGGGCUCGAACGAUUUGCUUAAGGGCAAGGCCCAUUCGGCACCACCCGAACGGGAUGUGACUGACUGCAGUUAAUGCUAGAUCAUGGGGGUCUCAAGUGGCAUGGAAAGCAACCAAUCGUAUUAGGGCACUCCAUGUCUCCAUUUAGUAUAAAUAGCAGUUUUUAAAUCAUUGUAAGGGUUGGAUUUUAUUAACUCAAACUUAUAUUGCAUUCUAGCUCUCGUAUUAGCCUUUGAACCAUAAUUACCGCUCGGUCAUUUUUGUGUAAUUGUUAUUACUGUGUUAAUACAAGCUGAGUUGUUUAAAUAGUUAAGUCAGAUUUUAUAUUCACUUUUAUACACGUUACUAUAACAGUUUAACCUAAGAUCCAAGGUUAGUGUUGAGCUUUCGGGUCAUUCGGGACUAAACCACAACAUUGGUGUCGUCUGUGGGAAAACCAGGCGGAACUAUUUUAUGAGAUUUUAUAAUUUUUUGUAAUCUCUUAUUGUUUUGAUUAGAAAAUUGUAUUAUUAUGUAAUAAUAGUAAUUAUUGUUAUUUUAAUAUUCUUAUAUAGUUACGAAUUUGUAUUAUGUUAUUAUGUUAUCAUAUACUAUGUUAUCAUAUACUAUGCUAUAAUAUACUAUGAUAUUAUGUUAUUAUUAUAUAUUAUUAUAUUAUAAUUAUAUUAUUACAUUAGUGAGAUUAAGGGUGUGGAUCAUUAGUGUGUUAUACUACGUAAUAUAUUACUACCUCUAUCCCGCUAAUAUUGGGACGGAAGGGAGUGAUAUGGUUUCUAAAAAAAGUAAAAUUAUGUGGUUGAUAAUAAAGUGAUAAAGUGGGGAUAAAGUAAGAAUAAAUUACAGCUACACAAUGUUACCCUAUAUGGUAUUAGACAAAAUUAGUGGGACGGACGAAAAAGCAAAAAUGAGACAAUUAUAGAGGGACGAAGAGAGUAUGAUAUUAGUGUUUUAGUAUAUUCGUAUUGCUAAAAAUAUUGAUCAUACUUUCAAUGUUGUUUAAAAUCAAUGUUGUUUACAAGGAAGUGUUUCGAAAUUUGUAGAUUGUAGAAACUUUACGGUAACAUUUGUUUAUUUGUGUUUAUUCUAAAACAUGCUCACUACCAUUGCAUGAGUCCUACCUAUCCUUUAUUUAAUUACAAUUUAUUAUGUAUAUUACGUAUUUACUAUUUCCAUGCUUUUAUACAUGAAUUAAUAAUUUAAUCCUUAUUAACAAAUAAGGACAUACAUCUAUUACUUUAUUCAUGUCCCGUGCAUCGCACGGGUGAGAAUCUAGUUUUGAAAACGCCAGGCAGAAGAGACUUGCUGCUGGAAUCCACAGGCCUCCUCCACCACCAAAAGGAACCAAGAAGAAAACGUCCAACUUCUCUUUUAAUGAUUGGAUGAAAAGUGGGAUGUCAAGGCCUGACAGAGCCCAGUUCAAACAGAUGAAAAAGCUCAUGACUCCUCUACAACAAGAGAACCUUUUCAUGGAUAUUGAUGGACUUGUCCAGAUCAAUCAUGGAGGAUCCAUUCAAGAAGCUGAAGCAUGGUGAAAAAUGAAAGUUAUCCCAUGCAAGAAUAUAUCAGAAGCCGUGCGAAACUAUCUGGAUUGCAAUCUUGAACCUCACUGGCCAGAAUACCAGAAACCGAGGAACUUAGCCUCCAUCAGAGCUAGAGUUAAUACAGAACUCAAGAGAAUCGAUGAAGCAGGAGAACAGGUAGAAGAGGAAAACUCUUAAUCUUUCUAUCUCUUGUAUCUUUAUUUUCUCUGCUAAAUAAGAUAACCUCUCUGCCUCUAAUUUGAAUGGCACUUUCCAUAUUCUGUCUCUUAUUGCUUUCUAUGCUUACCUUCUGUUUAUUGUUUUUCUCUGUUACUUUGUAUUUUACUUGUUUAUUUACUCUUACUGCUUCCCUAUGCUAAGUUGCCCACCACGAUUUUUAAUGAAAGUAUUUAACUUAAUUCUUUUAUGGUGAAAGACACUUCUCUGGAAGUAGUUUAAGGGUUUUGGCAUCAUCAAAAAGGGGGAAAUUGUAAGGAAUAAUUGUAUUUAGAUUUUGAUGAUGCUAUAUUAAUAAGGAUAUUAGAGUACCCCUCUUUAGAAAAUUGUAUUAGAAUUUUUCCAAGUGUAAGCAUUCUUAGAAUAGUCGACAGGACAGAAGACCUCUAGGCCCUCUGUUAGCUUUUAUUUGGACAAAAGACCUUCAGGCCCUCUGUUAGCUCCUAUUCUGACAGAAAUGCUCGAGACCCUCUUUGGUUGAUCCUCUGCUCAAGAACUCCAGAAUGCCUCACACUUAGAAGAUUUUCAGAAAUCUACCUAAGUCGGUGAAACCAACGGAAUAUUCCCUCAACGGCUAGGAGACUUCAAUGGAAAAGCCACUGUACAUGCAUUUAAUGCUCAUUUAAUGAGCCUCGUACGCUUUAGAGUAAAAGCUGAUGAUUGACCGACAUUCCAGGAUAACUUUAUCCCAAAAUAGCAACUCGCCAGGUCGGGCUGGACAGCAAAGUAGCCUAACUAGGAAUCAGGCCCGUGACAGAAACCCACAGCCAGGUCGGACUGGACAGCAAACCUCGAGCCUGGACGGAGUUCUAGUGAGGCCGGGAUAUUCCUAAGGUUUACGUGGCAGACUAUCAUUGAUUCAUAGCUAUCUUGGACAUGAAUUCAUAGACGAGAAGGAGAUAACCAUCGUGUGACGUCCAAGGCAUGAGAGGAGUUCUAUUUCGAGCGAGAAUGUAGCUCAUUAAUUAGCAUUUAUUGUAUUAGAUUCCUCCCAUAAUUCUACCUCCUAAUCUCUAUAAAUACUCCAUGUAAAUACCCUAGGGGGGGAUUCUGAUCGGUAAUUCGAUUCCCGGAAUAAGAGUAAUACUGUCUUACGCUGCAAUAUUAUUUCGAUAUUAUUUCUAUACUCUACUUAUAUUUAGCUCUCGUAGUUCGAUUAAACUCCAUCAUAAACAUUGAAAAACAAUAAAAAUAAAAAACCGAAAAAAAAUAAAUAAAAAAAGAAUAAGAAGACCAAAAGGGGGAAUAAAAGAGUCAAGACGAUAAAAAUAAAAAGGGAAAAGUUUUAGGGAGAAAAAAAGAAAAAAGAUGUGUGGCACCACUUGGAGAAAAUUUGUGAAAGGUGGUGAUGGUACCAUGGACUCGGACCAUGGCCCAAUUACGGAACCCAGCCCAUAACGGGAUCAAGCCCAUAAACGGGAUCAAGCCCAUAAACGGGAUUAAUAUAAUAAGCCACUGGGCCUAUGGUUGGACUCGGGUCGGGCCACCCGGCCCGUGGACCGGCCCGGCCCGCUACUGUGCGGGACCAGGACCGGCCCGGUUCUCGGGUCCGGGUCCGGGUCCGGGUCGGGCCUAGGCCCGGGGGGUAGGGCGGGUCCGGGCUCGGGUCUCAAUUUUGGUGAACCGGCCCGGCCAGGUCGGGCCCGGGCCAAAUUGAAUUUUUUUUAUUUUUUUUUUUUCAUUUUUGGGGUUCCACCCGGGUUGGGCUUGAUGGGUAGGAUGGGUUUGGGGGGUGGG